Messenger RNA from Cynocephalus volans (Philippine flying lemur), 5721 nucleotides. It is a transcript of the gene MUC4, whose product is annotated as mucin 4, cell surface associated. NCBI's taxonomy places the organism in Eukaryota, Metazoa, Chordata, Mammalia, Dermoptera, Cynocephalidae. The transcript has 26 exons. Gene Ontology annotation, molecular function: ErbB-2 class receptor binding. Gene Ontology annotation, biological process: regulation of signaling receptor activity; cell-matrix adhesion. The record is from RefSeq and is a predicted model, not a curated record.
AUGACCACAGUGGACAUGACCUCUGUAGGUUCUGGCAAUGACCCCUUUACAAAUACCGUGCAGGUCCUCAUCUCCUCAGUGGGCAUCUCAAGCACAGCCGCUCCUGAGCAUCCUACAACUGUUCAAACAACAUCUUCUACCAAUGACACCAAAAUAUCAAACCCUGCAAGUUCCACAGACUCCCCCAGCAGUGCCGUCGGCUCCACACUAACCACAGCAGAAGAAUCUACCUCCCACGCAUUGCUCACGACCACUGCUGCGACCUCUUCAGAAACCAGUCCUUCCCAACCAAUGACGACCGACGCCUUCACUCACAAGCCUACCUCUGCAGCGUCCCCAUCCAGCAAUGCUGAACCAGCAACACUCCCGCUGUCUACACCCACCAGCUCUGUCACCACCCAGGGAAACCCAGGAGACGUCUCAGAAACUGUCAGUAGCACCACCACCUUUGACGUCUCUGCAACAGCAGGCCGAGCAACACAGUCCAUGCCACUCUCUACCAGCACCUCCCCUCAAGAAUCAUCGGCUGAUUCCCACACAGAUGACACUCAAACCACACAGACCACCCAAGUAUCCCCGACCAUGAGCUCAGUCUCCCCCAUGGCUGACACAAUCAAGACAGUCACAACUGCAACUUCUUUAUUCAUACCAAGACGUCACUCAUCCUCAGUAAGUGUUCCUCAGCAUGCAUCCUCCACAGGUUCUGGCAAUGACCCCUUUACAAAUACCAUGCAGGUCCUCAUCUCCUCAGUGGGCAUCUCAAGCACAGCCGCUCCUGAGCAUCCUACAACUGUUCAAACAACAUCUUCUACCAACGACACCAAAAUAUCAAACCCUGUAAGUUCCACAGACUCCCCCAGCAGUGCCGUCGGCUCCACACUAACCACAGCAGAAGAAUCUACCUCCCACGCAUUGCUCACGACCACUGCUGCGACCUCUUCAGAAACCAGUCCUUCCCAACCAAUGACGACCGACGCCCUCACUCACAAGCCUACCUCUGCAGCGUCCCCAUCCAGCAAUGCUGAACCAGCAACACUCCCGCUGUCUACACCCACCAGCUCUGUCACCACCCAGGGAAACCCAGGAGAUGUCUCAGAAACUGUCAGUAGCACCACCACCUUUGACGUCUCUGCAACAGCAGGCCGAGCAACACAGUCCAUGCCACUCUCUACCAGCACCUCCCCUCAAGAAUCAUCGGCUGAUUCCCACACAGAUGACACACAAACCACACAGACCACCCAAGUAUCCCCGACCACGAGCUCAGUCUCCCCCAUGGCUGACACAAUCAAGACAGUCACAACUGCAACUUCUUUAUUCAUACCGAGUCGUCACUCAUCCUCAGAAAGUGUUCCUCAGCAUGCAUCCUCCACAGGUGAGGUGACAACCUUCACCCCAGCACCCUCCAGGGACAGUCACACAACCCAGGCUACAACCACAGAAGUGUGGGCAACACCAACCAACCCGGACACUUUACUGAGGACCUCAGGAGCCACAGAACUUUUCAUAACAAGCACCAUGCCUCAGGCCACCUCCAAAGCCUCAACAUCGGGGGGCCCAGGAGGACAAUCGACGUGGCCUCCUGCCAGCACCUCACCUGCCACAACACCAGCCAUUUCCCAAACCCGUCAGUCUCAAGGCACAGAAACCACUGGAGACCUGCACACCACCAAACUUGGCUCCUCGGUGUCAGACACCACCCCAGCAGGCACAGCCACCAGCAUCUCACCCAGAGCAAGUGGCAGAACAACUUCAGCAAGUGCUUCUCCAGAAACAUCCACCUCGGGUAAGAUCACAAGCUUCUCACCAACUUUCUCCACUAACAGCCACACAACUCAGUCAACAACUGAAUUGUUGUCCACUGCAGCCAGUCCUGACACUACUCCAGAAACUACGGGAAGAGUGUCUGUUACUGUCUCUAGCACCUUUUCUCCCACCAUCUCUGAUGAGACUACAGGGAGACCUCCAGGACUGUCAACCCAAUCUUCUUCCAGCACCUCUCCUCGGGAAGUGUCAGCCAUUUCCCACACAGCUCAGACCCAAAGUACAGCAACCACCAGAGGACCUGAAACCAUCAGUGUGGUCUCCCAGGCGACUGACACCUUGGCAACUGUUCCAUCCCCACCUCCUUCAUUCACACCACAGGAACACACAUCUACACAAACAAAAGCCCACACUCUGUCACCUUCGGCUACCAGCAUAAACCUUAUUUCUACUCCAGUCAGCACAGACACCAGCAUCUCACCAUCCACAGCAACCUCAGGCUCCACUGUGAAGACUGAGACAUCAGGAAUGAUCACAGCCUCACUGAGGACAGACAGCAUGAGAAGCACAGCAACAUCACUGUCCUCAACAACCUCCCAGACUCUUGUAACCUCCACUCCCAGCGCAUCCACAGGUACCUGCUCAACAACUCCCUUCAUUUCUAUAAAUCCUGAUAAAUGAGUUUCCCUCUUCCCCUACGGGCCAAGCAGUGGAGACCUAGAGUUUGUCAGGAGGACCGUGGACUUUACCUCGCAACUCUUCAAGCCCCAGAUUGGCUUCCCCCUCGGCUCCUCUCUCCGGGAUUCCCUCUACUUUACAGAUAAUGGCCAGAUCAUUUUCCCUGAGUCAGACUACCAGAUUUUCUCCUACCCUAACCCACCCCAAGGAGGCUUCACAGGCCAGGACACUGUGGCCCUGGUGGCUCCAUUCUGGGAUGAUGCUGAUUUCUCCAGCCGAAGGGGAACCAUAUUUUACCAGGAAUAUGAGACACUCUAUGAUGAAUACAGCCCUCUAGUCCAGAAGGUGGAGUCUUGGAUUGAAAAGUUCACAAACACCUGGAGCUACAAAGCCAGGUGGACCCUAAAAGUCACAUGGGUCAAUGCCCCUGCCUAUCCUGCUCAGUGGACCUUUGGGACCAACACCUACCAGGCCAUCCUCUCCACGGAUGGGAGCAAGUCCUUCACCCUGUUUCUCUACCAGAGUGGUGGCAUGCAGUGGGAUGUGACACAGCACCCAGGCAACUCGGUCCUCAUGGGCUUCUCCAGUGGAGAUGGGUAUUACAAAAACAGCCCACUGACAUUCCGGCCAGAGUGGGAGAAGUAUCGUCCGGACCGAUUCCUGGAUUCCAACUCAGGCCUCCAGGGUUUGCAGGUCUACAGGCUACACAGGGUAGAAAGGCCCAACUACCGUCUCAAGUGCCUGCAGUGGUUGAAAAGUCAGCCUCAGUGGCCCAGCUGGGGCUGGAACCAGAUCUCCUGCCCUUGCUCCUGGCAGCAGGGACGAUGGGACUUACGAUUCCAGCCUGUCAGCAUAGGCUGGUGGAGCCAGGGCAGCAGGCAGCUGUGCAGCUUCUCCUCCUGGCGAGGAGGCGUGUGCUGCAGCUACGGGCUCUGGGGAGAGCUUCUCGAAGGCUGGAGAGUGUGGAGUCCUUGGCCGUUUGACUGGAAACUGGAGCCGCAGAACUGGUGCUGCCGCUGGAACGACAAGCCCUUCUUCUGUGCCCUGUACCAGCAAAGGCGGCCCCGCAUCGGCUGUGGUGGAUACAGGCCCCCACGGCCUGCCUGGAUGUUUGGGGACCCCCACAUCACCACCUUGGAUGGUGCCAAUUACACCUUCAAUGGGCUGGGGGACUUCCUGCUGGUCCAGGCCAAGGACGGAAACUCCUCCUUCCUGCUGCAGGGCCGCACUGCCCACACUGGCUCAGCCCAGGCCACCAACUUCAUUGCCUUUGCUGCUCAGUACAACUCCAGCAGACUGGACCCCAUCACAGUUCAAUGGCUCCUUGAGCCCAGUGACACAAUCCAUGUUCUGCUCAAUAACCAGACUGUGAUAUUUGAGACUAACCGUGAAGACACAGAAGGCCAGGAGAUAUUCAACACCACCGGAGUCAUACUGACCCGCAACGGCUCCCUGGUCUCAGCCAGCUUCGAUGGGACGGUGACCAUCUCAGUGAUUGCUCUCUCCAACAUCCUGCAGGUCUCCUCCAGCCUCCCAGAGGAAUACCAAAACCACACAGAAGGCCUCCUGGGGGUCUGGAAUGACAAUCCCGAAGACGACUUUAAGAUGCCAAAUGGCUCCACCAUUUCCCGAAAGAGCUCUGAGGAGACGCUUUUUCAUUAUGGAAUGACCUGGAAGAUCAAUGGAACAGGCCUCCUUGGCAAGAGGAAUGACCAUGUGCCUUCCAACUUCACCCCCGUCUUCCUUUCCCAACUGCUGAAAAACAACUCGGAUGCAGAUUUGGUCUCUGACUGUAAAGGAGAUACACAAUGUGUCUAUGACACCCUGGCCACACGCAACUCAAGCACCGGACUUCACACUAGGAUGCUCUUUAGAAGAUACCAGCAGAUGAAUGCCACCCUCAAUGAGUACCCACCCUCUAUCAAUGGCAGUCAUGUGGUUAAAGCCUACAAGGGGCAGACCACGCUGAUUCAUUACACCAGCAAUUUUGAGAACGUCACAUUCACUCUCAGAAACAACUGUACUGACUUUAAGCUCUUUGAGAAUGGGACAUUGCUAUGGACACCAAAGUCACUGGAACCAUUCACUCUGGAGAUUCUAGCAAGAAAUGCCAGGGUUGGCUUGUCAUCUGUGCUCCAGCCCAAGACUGUGGUCUGCACUUGCAGUGCAGAGAGCCAGUGUUUAUACAACCUGACCAGCUGGGUGGGCAAUUCCUCCCUUGAGGUGGCCGACUGCAAGUGUGAUGGGGACACUUUCGGCCGCUACUGUGAACGUUCCAAGGAUGGCUGUGAGGAGGACUGCUUCCCAAAUGUGACCUGCAUUCCUCGGAAAGGCUGCGAGGCCUGCCCCCUGAAUAUGACUGGGGAUGGUCGUCACUGUGCAGCUCUGGAGAACUCUUACCGCUGUCAGAACCAGUCCUGCCCUGUGAACUACUGCUACAACCAAGGCCACUGCUACAUCUCCCGGCCUCCAGGCUGCCAGCCCACAUGCACCUGUCCCCCAGCCUUCACUGACACCCGCUGCUUCCUUGCUGGAAACAAUUUCACUCCAACCAUCUGUCAAGAGCUUCCCUUAAGAAUCGUCCAACUCUCGCUCAGUGAAGAAGAAAACGCCUCUGCAGCAGAGGUCAAUGCCUCGGUAGCAUAUAUACUGGGGACCCUGGACAUGCGGGCCUUUCUUUGGAACAGCCAAGUGGAACAAAUCCAUUUCCCAGCGCCGGCCUCAGGAAGCUCCAUUCAACACUGGAAGGUCAUCUCGGAGUUCCAGUACCGCCCUCGGGGCCCUGUCAUCCACUUCCUGAACAACCGGCUGCUGGACGCCAUGGUGGAGGCCUUCUUAUUCCAGGCUCCGAGAAGGAGGGGGAGGACAAGUGAGGGGCCCAGGAACAACGUGGUCUUCUACCCCAUCUCCAGGGGAGACGUGCAUGAUGUGAUGGCUCUGAACAUAAGCUCACUGGAGACUUACUUUGAAUGCAAUGGCUACAAGGGCUACCACCUGGUCUAUGACCCCCAGAGUGGCUUCACCUGCGUGUCCCCGUGCAGCGAGGGCUACUGUCACCACGGAGGCCAGUGCCAGCACCUACCUGAUGGGCCACGCUGCAGCUGUGUGUCCUUCUCCAUCUACACGCCCUGGGGCGAGCACUGUGAGCACCUGAGCGUGAAACUCGGCCCGUUCUUUGGGAUCCUCUUUGGGGCCCUGGGCGCCCUCUUGCUGCUGGGGGUCGUGGUGUCUGUGGUCCUGCGCUUCUGGCGCCGCUCCGGGACCAGGUGCCUCCUGGACUAG